Messenger RNA from Xenopus laevis (African clawed frog), 1554 nucleotides. Its product is annotated as apolipoprotein A-IV. Bases 27 to 1130 code for a protein of 367 amino acids. NCBI's taxonomy places the organism in Eukaryota, Metazoa, Chordata, Amphibia, Anura, Pipidae. The transcript is spliced from 3 exons. The record is from RefSeq and is a predicted model, not a curated record.
AGGUGUGAUCUUUCCAGAGACUCAUCAUGUUGGUGAAGGUUGCAGGGCUUGCUCUGGUUCUAUGUGCUAUCACAGGAUCCCAAGCUGAUGUCAGAACAGACCAAGUGGUCAAUGCUUUCUGGGACUAUGUCUCCCAGCUGCACAGCAGCACCAAGGAUACGGUGGAGCAGGUCCAGCAGUCGGAUAUCACCAAACAACUUCAUGAUCUUAUUCAGGAAAAUCUUAAAAGUAUGAACCUUUAUGCAGAAGAACUGCAAAGUCAGCUCAUUCCUUUUGCAGAGCAGAUCCAUGAACAACUGACACAAGAUUCAGAGAAACUUCAAGAGCAGUUCCAAAAAGAGCUUGAGGAGCUCAGAAUUAAGCUUUCUCCGUAUGCAGAUGAAGUCCAUAAACAACUGAGCAAGAAUGCAGAGGAGCUGAAGCUCAAACUGACUCCAUAUACUGAGGAACUGCAAAACCACUUGGAGAAAAAUACCAAAAUAGUCAGCCAGCAGUUAAGGUCUGUCAUCCAAGAACUGCAUAAUAAAAUAAGAGAGAAUGCAGAUAACCUGGAGGUUUCCCUGGCCCCAUAUUCACAAGAGCUACAGAACAGAAUUGAUGAAAGUGUGGACCAACUUAGAAAACAACUCAUUCCUUACACCAAUGAAGUAAGAGAGAAGAUUGAGAGCCAAGUACUCAAGUUAAGCGAGAGCCUGAGCCCUUAUGCAGAGGAGAUGCAGGCGAAUUUAGACAGACAGAUGGAGAGAAUGAAAUUCCAAAUGAGAAAGAGUGUUGAUCAGAUGGACAACAAAGUAAGAGAGUUCACAGAACAGCUAAAAGGACAACUGACUCCUUAUGCAGAUGAGUUGAAAGAAAAACUUGAAGGAAAUGUUAAGGAUGUACAGAAGACAAUUGAGCCAUAUCUCACAGAGAUGAGCGAGCAAAUGGACCAGAAGAUAUCAGAAUUCAAAAAUGCCAUUACUCCCUAUGGAGAAGCACUCAAUAAGGUGCUGGUGCAGAAGGUAGACGACAUAAGGGAGAAGCUGGGCACCUACACAGUGACUGUGCAAGAUCAACUUGAGUACUUGGAAAGUGACAUCCAAAUAAAAGUUCAUGAUUUUCUCAAUAAAGGUAUGCCCACAAAGAUAUGAAAUCCAUGCAUCUGAAAUGUAACAUUAAAUCAAAGAUUAAAAUUAAAGAUUGCACAGAUUAGAAUUAAACUUAAAUUCUUCAUACAAACAAAAGAAAUUUCAUAUCUAGCUUCAAUUUGCAUGGGCCAUAUAUAAAACAAAUGUACCUGUCAAGAUCAUGGCUUUUGUCAAGACUGAAAAGGAAAGCAGCAGACCAGUGUUUCAUGGCACAUACUUCCUACUUUUCUGUGUCCAUUGAUUCUUUAUUGAAGGUAAAGGAACUUUUCCAUGGACAUUUCUUCUCAGGGUGAAAUAAUUAGAAAAGCAGUAUUUCUGUUGUUUUUUCAAAGUGUUUAUCUCACUUUCGUAACAUCUAAAGGUGGCCAUACACGGAUAGAUGUCGCCAAACGAGCGGAUCUCCCUCCGAUAUGCCCACCUUGAGGUG